Messenger RNA from Solea solea (common sole), 3822 nucleotides. RefSeq lists its product as uncharacterized. The record is from RefSeq and is a predicted model, not a curated record. The transcript is spliced from 2 exons. NCBI's taxonomy places the organism in Eukaryota, Metazoa, Chordata, Actinopteri, Pleuronectiformes, Soleidae. The coding region runs from base 1462 to 2619 and encodes 385 amino acids.
GCUGAAGUGUCUAGACGCUCAGAACUUCUUAAACAUUACAGACAAAGACAUAGUCAUUUUGGGCGUGGCCAUCAUAUUAAGUGCGUAUAUCCAGAUUGUCCAUGCAGUUUUAAGACUUGGAAUUCACUUUUGACACACUUGUCAAGCAAUCAUAGCAAUCUCUUAAAGCACAAACAAAACAAACUUACAUUUUCCUGCCAAGUAUGUGGUUUUAGUGAACUUGGAGCUGUACGUGAUUAUUUUGCACACAUAAACCAUCAUCUAAAAAACAAUGAGACAGUUAAUUGUAUAUUUAAAGGCUGUGAAUACAAAUCCAAUGUAUAUAGUACGUUCAAGUCUCACAAAAGUCGAAAGCACAGCUUGCAUUCAUUGGUAGAUUUUAAGGAUGUUGUAGUCCAUGGCCUCUUUGCGACUGAAACUGCAGAGUCUGAUGGUUCAGACAAUGAGGAAUUAUGUGACAACAGUCAGUCUGGUGAUGUUGAUUUAAAUACACUAAAGGAUCACACAGACGUAAUUGAACAAAAACUUGCAGCAUUAUUAUUAAAACUAGAAAAUAUCUUUCAUGUGCCAAGUGCUGCGAUUGAUGAAUUGCUGGAGGAACUUCAGUUUCUUCUCUGUCUAGUACAACAAAUGUGAUACAAGACACACUCAGUAGUUACAGCCUGCAAGUUGAUCAAACUGUCAUUAAAGAACUUGCAUCCACUCUGUGUACAUCUAAUCCUGUGUACAAGUCAAUUGGUAAAGGCUGUCCUUUGGCAACGUCAUUUAAGCGCAAAAAAUACUACAGGGACAAUUUCAAGGUUGUAGAGCCCAUAGAAUAUAUAUUGGAUGAAAAAGACAAAAGAACACGGCAAUAUGUUCCAGUAUUAAAGGUUUUGCAACAGCUUUUCACAGACUGUCACAUUCUUAAUGAAGUAUUAGAUCGUAGUCUCAUAUCAGAGGAAAGAGGAAAAGAAGUUACAUACAGGUCUUAUCGAGAUGGUUUGUUCUUUCAACAAAACAGUUUUUUAUCAGGAGGUGAAUUGAGAGUGUUACUAAAUUUGAGAGAUUUGUAAUCCGUUGGGCACAUCUCGUAAAAAACACAAGAUCUGUGCUGUUUAUUGGACUCUCAGCAAUUUACCACCUGGUCACCAUUCCUCAUUGUCUUCCAUUCAUUUGGCUUUACUGUGCAGAUCUGAAGAUGUGAGGAGUUAUGGUUAUGAAAAAGUCCUAGAACCCUUGUUGCAGGAUCUUGUGACUUUAGAAAGUCAAGGUUUUUUCAUUGCACAUCUUGGAGCUCUUGUUAAGGGCACAGUACAGUGUGUCAUAGCAGAUAAUUUGGGAGCGCAUGGAAUUGCUGGCUUUACAGAGAGUUUUGUAGCUGAAUAUAUUUGCCGUUUUUGUCUGGCCCAAAAGUCUGAAAUUCAGCAGAAAGAAGUGAGUUCAGAUGUGUUUACUCUGAGAAGGAAAGAGAUACAUGAAAUGCAUGUUAGUUCAGCACACAUCAAUGUGAAACCAUGUUAUGGUGUUAAAAGGCGGUGUGUUCUCUCUUCGCAUCUUUCUCAUUUCAACGUUUGCACUGGCUACCCUCCAGAUGUUGCACAUGACAUCUUUGAAGGCAUAGUACCAGUUGGGUUGGCACAUUGUCUGAAUCAUUUCAUUUCCAAAAAAUAUUUCACACUGGUAAGUCUCAAUGAGUCUAUUUUGAAAUUUCCUUACAAAUGGGCAGACAAGAGUAAUCGCCCACAUGCUAUUCCGAGGACCUUCAUGCUGAAAAAAACUAUUGGAGGGAAUGCUCACGAAAAUUGGAGUCUCUUGCGUUUCCUCCCAUUUUUGGUUGGACAGUUAGUGCCCCCAAAUGAGCCAGCCUGGCAGGUAAUUUUGGACCUGAAGGAUAUUGUGGAAUUAGUUGUUGCACCAGUACAUACAGCACAAUCACUUGCUUUCCUUGAGGCCAGAAUCUGUGAUCACAGAUGCAGGUUACAAAAGGUGUUUCCAGGUAUCAAACUAAUACCAAAACAUCAUUUUGUCGAACAUUAUCCACAGAUGAUUCGAUUUUUUGGUCCACUAGUCAGUCUGUGGACAAUGAGAUUUGAAGCAAAGCACAGUUUUUUUAAACAGGUUGUUCGUCACACACGCUGCUUUAAACACAUACUUCUAUCACUGGCGGUGAAACAUCAGUUCAUGAUGGCAUAUUAUUUGGAGUCAAACACAACCAAAAAGUCUAGCUUGACUGUAUCAGCUGUCUCAACUGUCUCUGUUGACAUUUUGCAUCAGGAUGUACAGAAAGUUUUGAAGCUAAAAUAUCCUGAUAUUACGCACGUUCAGCUCACAAAGACUGCAUCUGUCCAUGGAGUGACAUACAGAGGUGGCAUGAUUGUUGCUUGUGGCUCUACCUGUGGCUUGCCAGACUUUGCUGAAGUUGUCCAGAUGGUUGUCGUGGAGGGAAGUUUGAGUUUCAUUGUUAAAGAGUUUGGUGCUUGGUAUAGGGAGCAUUUUAGGGCAUUUGAGUUGUGUCCAACUUCUCAAGUCUCACUCAUUCAGCUUGGUGCCCUUGUGGAUCAGUACCCCUUGGCAGAUUACUGGAUUGCAGGCUACCGAAUGGUGACACUUAAAAGAUUCAUACACAUACAAGGUUAGAUCACAAUUAUGUUGUGCUCAUUUGUUCAGUGUAUUUAUUUUUUAAUAUUUGUAUAUUUUCCUCUCUCACAUGUAGAUUGAAGAAUUACAGAGCCUAUGAAGCUGAGUCAUCGUAGAAGAGGAUGACUUUAGAAGACUUGAUCUCCACUCAGGAAAGCCAAAGACUUUAAUGGACUUGCACAAUGUUAUUCGUGAUGCAUUUGGAAUUGAAAGAGACUUUCGCAUUCAAUUCAUGGAUCCUGACUUCAAUGAUGAGUUUAUGAACAUUGCUUCGGUGCAAGACAUUCAAGACAGAAGUAUAAUUAAGCUUGUGUACAUGCAAAAUCAUCCGGAUAAAAGUCCUUCUUCAAGGCAGAACACUUCAAGCACUCCUGGACCAUCUGGGAGUCCAUCAAGCAUUCGCACACCUCAGAGUGUGUCCUCAUUGUCUUCAUCUGACUCAGAUAACACCAUCAAUCUGUCACAUUCAGACAGUGAGCUGAGAGCACGUGCAUGGCCCCGUGAAUUCAUCAUUCCUCGCUUUUCCUACGGUGUAGAGGUGCAGCUUCAGCGGGGGAAUGAGACCUUCAGAGAAAAUGGCACAAGGCUGAAGAUUACUCCAGGGCUGAAGUCGGACAUCCUAGAAAAGUUAGCUGAGGAGAUUUUCGAAUAUACAGCAUACCCACAAAAUCACCAAAUAGAUGAUGUAGCAGGGGCACUCAUCAACAAAUUCCCCUGUUUGCGAGAGUCGUCUGCCACUGGGUACUACAGCUGGAUGAUUAGCCUGAAAUACAAAAUGGCUAAUUACCGGACAAAGAUGCGGAGUAUUGGCUGUCCUGAAGUGACUGUAAAUGCAUUGAAAAACAAAUCCAGUGAUGAAUGCUUCCCAGUCAAAAAUGUCUGCUAAAAGGGCAGAGGUCAACUAUUUUCCUUCACACCCCACUGGCGAAACAGAUGAAAGUCUGGAAAAUCUGAGAGUUGAACUAUUGAAUGACGUCAGACAAAGGAACAGGGCAUCAAAUGUAAGAGAGAAGAUGUCUAAAACAUUCUCCUACCGGAGAAAAGAAGUGGUGCAUGGAAGUCCAGGUGCCGGAGAGUUUAAAGUGAGGUUGCCUGCACUUUUCAAUAUUGAUGAGGCUACAAGUGAUGUUCAUUCAAAAAGGGCAGCAGUCCUCAGGGCACUUUGCCUCUACCUUGGUGAAGAUGAUGGACAUCUAAUCCACG